Molecule: messenger RNA, 3424 nt
Organism: Sus scrofa (pig)
Lineage: Eukaryota; Metazoa; Chordata; Mammalia; Artiodactyla; Suidae
Source: RefSeq, a predicted model, not a curated record
GCCCAAAGAAAUAGCAAAAAAGACAAAAAAAAAAAAAGUAAUUCCACGGCAGCAUGGGACUGUGUUUCACCAAAUAGCUGGCCAUCAUGGCCUUGCCAGGUUCACACGUAAAAUUAACCGCACAGAAGUGCCCGUCAUGGCUCAGUGGAAACGAAUCUGACUCGCAUCCAUGACGACGUAGGUUCCAUCCCUGGCCUCGUUCAGUGGGUUAAGGAUCCAGCGUUGCCGUGAGCUGUGGUGUAGGUCCCGGACGUGGCUCGGAUCUGGCUUUGCUGUGGCCCCAUCCAUCCAGAACCUCCAAGUAUCACUUCCCCUCUUUAUGGAGUAAAGGCAUCGCAGACACGUGAGCUGUGAGUGCUCCCAUCUUAAAACCUCCCCGAGCUCAGCACACACGGCUUCGCUCUACUUCGCGUCCGUCUCCAGGAGAAGGUUGUCAGGACUCGGCGUUUCCGUUACCUCUGCCAGGCGCUCUUUAGAAACUGGGAUGAGAUUCAUACGUCGUAAGCCCACCACCCUUCCCUGAGGAUGGACCCCCGAGCACCUGCUGACGACCCUGCUGCUGGAGAUGCCACUGCUGGAGACGCCACUGCUGGUGACCCCGCUGCUGGAGACACCACUGCUGGUGACCCCACUGCUGGAGACCCCACUGCUGGAGACGCCACUGCUGGUGACCCCGCUGCUGGAGACGCCACCGCUGGUGACCCCACUGCUGGAGACGCCACCGCUGGUGACCCCGCUGCUGGAGACGCCACCGCUGGUGACCCCGCUGCUGGAGACGCCACCGCUGGUGACCCUGCUGGUGACCCUGUCAGUGGCUGUGGCCCGCUCCUGUUCCUGCAGGCCCUGCAGAGGCUGUGGUCCACUCGGCAGCUGCGGCAGCUCCAGGAGGAAGCCUGGAGGGGGUUCGCUGCGCUGGCUGACCCGCUCGCUGGACUCCUGGACAUGCUGGAUGGCAGCCGGGGCUGGCGGGGGAGGGGCCCCUCCCUGGAGGCCUGGGUGGCCCGCGAGCUGAAGCGCUGGCUGCAGGCGCGGCCGCACCCGGGGCCACCCCAGGGCGGCCCAGGGCUGAGGCAGCUGCAGGCGCGUGCAGUCAAGAUCCUCGUGGAGAGCCCCCCGGCUCUCGUGGAGCCUCUGGUCAGCAUCUUCCAGCUGCAGGACGCAGACCGCAGCCCCCUGCUGGCUCACGUCCACCGACUCCGCCAGGAGGGCAGGUUCAAAGAAGCUGUCGUGCUGAGCACGAAGCUGCGGCUGCAGCCCCAUCUCGAUGUUGAAGAGAUGAGCACGCCCCUGCUCCUCCAGGACAAGCUGGGCCUCGUGGAGCGCUACGUGGACGGCUUCCCGGGCCUCCAGCGGAGGCUGCUGUCCCUCCUGGACUCCUGGUGCCGGCCGGGCUUUGACGUCCAUGUCGUGGCCAGACGGCACCCACAGGCAGCCUGGCGGCCGGACAGGCUGAGCCCCAGGGUGCUGAGUCGGCAGGUCCUGCGCCUGCGUGAGCGGUUCGGCCUGGACCCUGCCCUGUGCCCGCACGUGGUCACCCAGCAGCGCCUGGCCUCUCUGCGGUACCUGUGCUACAAGCGGCUGGUAGAGAGAAGCCUGUCUCAGGAGAGCUGGGUCGAGCAUGUGCACGGCCUGGUGGGGCAGAACGAGUGGCUGCAGGAGCAGCUGCUCCAGCUGCUGGCCUCUCAUGACGACGCGGCUGUGGUCGCCCAGUGUGCCCUGGACCUCUCCCUGCCUGAGGGGCGGCUUCCAGCUACGGUGGUCACGGAGCUCAGCCGACUCAGGCUCCAGGGGAGCGCGGCCGAGGCGCCUUCAGAGGGCAGGACGGACGAUUGCUACCAGCUGCCCAUCGCCAGGGAGGACAUCCGCUUCCUGGCCUCCUGGGAGGACCUGGCCAGACAUGAAGCAGAACUCCUGCAGCCUGGUCAGGUGGUCAGCGUGGACCUGGAGUGGAGGCCCUCGUUUGGCGUUGGGGGCCGGCCCCAGGCGUCGCUCAUGCAGGUGGCCGUGGAGGGCCGCGUGUUCCUGCUAGACCUGCCCCAGCUCUUGAGUCCAGCCAGAGGGCAGGAGCCCCAGGCCUUCUCCCAGCUGGUGUCCCGGCUGCUCGCAGACCCCUCCAUCACCAAGCUGGGUUACGGGAUGGCAGGGGACCUGCGGAGCCUGGGCGCCUCCUGCCCUGCCCUGGCCCAGGCGCAGAAGCAGCUUCGGGGCAGCCUGGACCUGCUGCAGGUGCACAAGCAGCUACGGGUGGUGGACGCGCCAGCCCCAGGUGUGGAUGGUGCCGCGGGGCCUCGGGGCCUCAGCCUCCUGGUGCAGCAGGUGCUGGGCAAGCCCCUGGACAAGACGCAGCAGCUCUCCAACUGGGACCGGCGCCCGCUGGGCGAGGAGCAGCUGGUCUAUGCAGCCGCUGACGCCUACUGCCUGCUGGAGGUGUACUGGGCACUGUGCAGAGAGCCUGCCCGCUUCCACCUGUCGGGGGACCUGGGCCGGAGCCUGAGGCCGGGCCGCAGCGAGAAGCCGCCCCUCCCACAGCAGGCCUUGGCCUAUCCCCAGCAGGUGCUUGAGGUCAAGGAGGCCGCCCCCGAGGUCCAGGCCAGGGCCUUCCGCGUGGUGUGUGACAGCAUGCUGCAGGGGCUGGCACGGAGGCUCCGCUGUCUGGGCGUUGACGUGCUGGUGCUGGGCACGGGCGAGGACCACCGCAGGGCUGCUGAGGUUGCCAGGCAGGAGGGAAGGAUUGUCCUGACCUCAGGGUUACCGUACCACAAGCUCAACAGCUGCACGUGUCCGCAGCUCCAGGCCCAGCUGGGGGCUGGGCGCUGCCUCGCGGUAGACUGCUCCCUCAAGGCCCAGCAGCAGGCGAAGGCCGUGAUCAGGCAUUUCAACGUGCGUGUCACCCAGGACGACAUCUUCAGCCGCUGCCAGGCCUGUAACUGUGACCAGUACCUGAAGGUCUCCAAGGACAUGAUGAAGCAGCUCGUGAGGCUCAGUGGGCACCGCGAAGGCCCCGGCAGGACAGGCGAGGAGGCCGCCCAAAGCGAGGAUGAGCUGGAGACAGGCUCAGCCCCAGAGGAGCCCCCAGGGCCCUGCACCUAUGACCCCCCUUGCCGCUGGCUGGAGGAGGCAGACCUACAGACGCGCGUGCCGGCCACACUGGGCAGCGGCGCCCAGCUGCAGCUCUCAGGGGUCCCAGCGGGUGUGCUGCGGCGGCCGGGGCUGCGGCAUUUCUACUGCUGCACGGGCUGCGGCAAAGUCUUCUGGGAGGGCUCCCACCUGCGCCGAGUCGCCGCCAACUUCCGAGACAUCCUGCAAAUGGCCCCUGGCAUCCCCGAGCCGAGCCAAGCCCUGGGCCCGGCUGGCAGCCCCUCCUGAGGCCCCCAGCCCUGCUGAGGGCCCGGGCAGCCAACAGUAAAAGUGGAAAAGCUGCAGA